Molecule: messenger RNA, 1944 nt
Organism: Uloborus diversus
Lineage: Eukaryota; Metazoa; Arthropoda; Arachnida; Araneae; Uloboridae
Product: LIM domain kinase 1-like
Exons: 12
Coding region: 1-1944 (647 amino acids)
Biological process (GO): actin cytoskeleton organization; protein phosphorylation
Cellular component (GO): cytoplasm; nucleus
Molecular function (GO): protein serine/threonine kinase activity; ATP binding; protein binding
Source: RefSeq, a predicted model, not a curated record
AUGGAUGUCGCGAUCUGUUCAGGAUGUCAUAAAAACAUAGAAGAGGAAGAAUGUGUCCAAGCUUGUGAUAAAGACUGGCAUAGUUCUUGCUUUAAAUGUUCGAUAUGUCAUCAGCAAGUCAAUGGAACAUUUUUUGAAAAAGAUGGUCUUGUAUUUUGUGAAAAAGAUUAUUGGAAUGAAUUUGGAGAACAAUGCCACAGUUGCCAACACAUUAUGUCUGGUCCUGUAAUGGUCGCUGGGGAUCACAAAUUUCAUCCUGAAUGCUUUAAAUGUGAUAAUUGCAAUAACUAUAUUGGUGAUGGAGAAUCAUUUGCAUUGGUGGAAAGAUCAAGGCUUUAUUGUGCAGCUUGCUAUAAAGAACAAAUGGCUCCUUUGUCCCAAAGAUUGCCUUUUACAAACGAACCUCAUAGUAUAAAACUUGUUGAAAUUCCUGCCCAUUCCGAAACUUCAAAUAAAAAAGUGAAAAUUUCAGUUGGUUGCUGUCAGAACCAAAAAAUAGAACGUGGGUUCCAUGAACUUCAUAUCUCAGAUGUUGUCCUUAAUAAAGAUUUGAUGUCACUGCAUAUAGGAGAUAGAAUUUUGGAAGUCAAUGGAACACCUUUGCAAAAUCAUUCCUUGGAAGAAAUCAAAAAAUUGAUACAUACCCGUGAUAAACCAGUUCAAUUAACAGUUGAGCAUGAGCCUGCAGUUUUAAUACGCUCACGUUCUAUGAAUUUUUCUUCCGAGGCUUCACAGUUCCUAACUAAGAGUGUCCCUAUGUGUUCCUUAUCUCACAAACCAACUGAACAAAAACUCCGUAGGUCAUCAUCUCUUCCACGCUCAGUUUUAAAGGAUUUUCAAGCAACUAAUUGUCAACAACAAGAUCUUACUCGCACUCGUUCUUUUAGGGUGCAACCAAGAAAUCAACAAAUAUUUCGUCCAUCUGAAUUAGUUUUGGGAAAACUCCUUGGUCGAGGGUUUUUUGGCCAAGCAUUUUUGGUUACUCAUAAACACACUGGUCAAGAAAUGGUCAUGAAAGAACUUUAUCGCUUGGAUGAGGAGGCUCAGAGAAAUUUUGUCAAAGAAAUAGCUGUUUUGCGUUCCCUUCAGCAUAAAAAUGUGUUGCGCUUUGUUGGAGUUGUAUAUAAAGACAAAAAGCUACAUUUAAUCACAGAAUACAUAUCAGGAGGAACUUUACAAGAUUAUAUUCAUAACCAUUCCAUAGAUAUAGCUUGGUUACAACGAAUAAAUUUUGCCAAAGAUAUUGCUUUUGGAAUGGCAUACUUACAUUCCAAAAAUAUUAUUCAUAGAGAUCUGAAUUCUAAUAACUGCUUAGUACGAAAAGAUAAAACAGUAGUAGUUGCUGACUUUGGAUUAGCUCGAGUUAUGUUAGAAAAGCAAGUGAAUAAAAGGCUUAGUGGUGGCUCCAAUACACGACGUCCUGAAAGAAGAAAACGGUAUACUGUUGUAGGAAAUCCCUAUUGGAUGGCUCCCGAAAUGAUGAAACAUAAGAAGUAUGAUGAACGUGUGGAUAUAUUUUCUUUUGGAAUAAUAUUAUGCGAGAUAAUUGGAAGAGUACCAGCUGAUCCUGAUUUUUUACCAAGAAGUUCUGAUUUUGGAUUAAAUGUGGCUGCUUUCAAAGAACAGUUUUGCCUUGGUUGUCCUGAACCUUUUGCUGAGAUAGCAUUUAAGUGCUGUGAUAUUUCUCCAGAUAAAAGACCUCUAUUCAACACGAUCAAAGGCUGGUUAGAGGGAAUGUCUAUUCAUUUAGGCAUUUCAAACCAGCUGCCUCAGGAACUUGUUGAUGCAAUUCUUAAUUUCAACUCCCAGUCUGGAGAUUUCCAAGAUGAUUCUAGUCAGGAGGUGUAUCAGUUGAAAUCUCCUUUUCCUCUCUUAAGAACAGUAAGUGAACAAGGAUCGUAUCGACUUUCUACCGAUUCAUCUUCUCCCACGAUAGAAAUAUGA